This is a messenger RNA of Molossus molossus (Pallas's mastiff bat), 192 nucleotides long. RefSeq names its product small integral membrane protein 43 (gene SMIM43). NCBI's taxonomy places the organism in Eukaryota, Metazoa, Chordata, Mammalia, Chiroptera, Molossidae. The transcript has a single exon. The record is from RefSeq and is a predicted model, not a curated record. The coding region runs from base 1 to 192 and encodes 63 amino acids.
AUGGAGUGGGAGCUCAACUUCCUGCUCUACCUGGCGCUCUUCUUCUUCCUGCUCUGCCUGCUCUGCCUCCUGCUCUUCUUGCUCCUCAAGCAGCUGCAGAGCUCUGUGGCCGGCGCCACUGGGGCGCUGCAGCCCGGGCGCCUCUCGCUGCGCCGGGAGCCCUGGAGCUUGUCCCGCGAGCAGCAAGUGUGA